GGGCAAAAAAGGCAAGGUAUGUGGUUUUUCAGUCUAUUUUCAUGCCUCGGAAAUUUAUUUCCCACGGAAUUCCGGCGUGUCGGACAUGUCGACUGAGUCGAUCCUGGUUGCGGAGAGAUCGCAAGUCGCGUGACGCGGCUGCCGUCCGUCCGGAUGUACGACGCUUAGACCUCCGCAAUUUCGCCUCCUACCAGCCGCUCUCCUAUCGAUAGCGACACGUCUCCUCAGAGGCGGAACGUUCGUCAUUUUGUUGUACCUCAGGGCGUCUUCGCGAUUGCUAGCGCGUAUCCAACUACAAUUCUAAUGUUUCGCAGAAUGAACCCGAGCCUGCGCCACCUGCAGCCACUAAAGAAACCAAAGACGACAUGAAGUUUACAGAUAUCAGCCUGAACGAUGACAAGCUAAGUUUGCCGCGCCUAGGCGAUCUCAACUUCGACCUGGACGCUGCGCCGGCUGCGAGUGAGAAUAAAGGAAGUGGUUUCAUGUUCGGAUGGGGCUCGGGUUGGGGUUCGGCUGCUGCGCCUGAGCCAGCUGUCGAGGCGAAGAAGGACGAAGCCGACUGGGGGUUCUCCACAAUAACGUCUUCCUCGACGUCGAAAGACAAGUCAAAGGAUAAGGACACUAAGAAAAAGGAUCCGUUCGACCUUAGCUUCACUAAUACCACAGAUGACCUCUCGUUGGAUGUUGGUGCGCCAGCCGCGAAGGCGACGUCGCCCGCAGCUGAAGAAGAUCCGUGGGGAAGCUUCGCCCCAAGCACAAGCAAGGCCAAGAAGAAGAAAGGUAAAGCCGCAGUUGCAGUGAUACCUGAGCCCGAGCCCGAGCCUCCGGCGCCUGAACCCGAACCGGCACCGGAACCUGUCAUCGAGCCGCCUCCGCCCGCGAAAACAGCAGAAGACGACUUUGCUUCGUUUGGUACGAAAAAGGACAAGAAGGGCAAGAAGAAAAGCGGAGCUGUCGUCGAACCUGUCGUUGUGCCUGAACCCAAGCCCGAGCCCAUUCCUGAACCUGUCAAAGAAGCGAAGCCCGCCGAGGAGGAGGCCUGGGGCUUUUCAGCAGUCACGUCUUCCAAGGACAAGAAGAAGGGCAAGAAGGACAAAACCGCAACCAAGGAAGAGAAGAAGGAGGCGACCCCGCCGCCACCGGAACCUGAACCGCCUGCUCCAGUUGCUGCAGCGGAUGAAUUCGAUGGGUGGGGUACGGCCCAGAAACCAUCGAAAACCAAGACCAAGUCUGCAUUCGAUUUCGAUUGGACUGAAGAGCCGUCAAAGGAUCCAGUCGUAGAGGUCGCAGCAGUCGAGACCAAACCACCUGCGGACGAUUGGCUGGGUAGUGGAUGGGGCGACACCUCAAAGAAAAAGAAAAAGGACAAGAAGGGCGUUGCGACCGAAGAAAUUGCGCCACCCGUGAAAGCAGAGGAGCCGGCGGCGUCUGACGACUGGAUGGGAUGGGGCAGCAAAAAAGAUCCGAAAAAGGACAAGAUGAAAGUCACUGAUCUUACCGACUCGGUUGAUCCCGUCUCUGAGAAGGACAUUCUACAACCCGAAUCGGUUGAUGAGCCAAAAGCUGCCGACGAAUGGACUUUUGGUGUCAAGAAGAAGGACAAGAAGAAAGAAAAGGUCAAUGACAUCAUCGAGGUUACGGAAACCAGUCACGGCGCCGACAUAAUGCAGCCAACGGAGGAUGCGUGGACGUCAGGCAAGAAAGCAAAGAAAGGAUCGAAGAAGACAAGCACAAUUGAGGUUGUUGCAGUCCCAGAAGUCCCACUCAUCGAAGCAGCUAAGGCCGAACCCGAGCUCGAUCUCCUGGGUGCUGCAGAACCAUCUGAUGAUACAUGGGGGUUUGCGGCCGUCACUUCCUCAAAGAAGAAAAGCAGCAAGACAGACAAGAAAUCUUCGAAGUCCGUGGAUGCGCCUAAGGUCGAAGAGGCACCUAUCAAGAAGUCCAAAUCCAAGGAUUCCGCGAAAUCGGAAGACAAAGGUGAAGAGGAUGACGGGUUUGACUCUCCAACACGUGCAGAAUCUCCGGUAAAAGAGGAUAAAAAGUCCUCCAGUAAGUCUGCGACUGCUUCUUCCGGCUGGGGCAGCAUGUGGGGCAGCAGCAGCACCAAAGCUUCUACAAGCAGCUCUGCGAAGACGAUCAAGGAGAAGGAGAAGGAGAAAGAAGCUAAGCUACAAGAGGCAAAAGAUAAGGCCGCGAAGGAGAAGCGUGAAGCAGAUCUAGCAGCAGCUCAGGCAGAAGACGAAGCGCUGUUUGCGGCUGCACUCGCAGAGGAGGCGGACGUCGACAUGCUUGAUUUCAACGAAGAGCCAGAACCCGCUCCUGUGCCUGUAGUGACCUCUUCCAAGAAGAAAUCGUCUAAAGAAAAGGAGAGGGAAGCGAAGGAGAAAGAGAAAGAGGCAAAGGAGAAGGAGAGGGAGGCGAAGGAGAAGGAGAAGCAAGCCAAGGAGAAGGAAGCCAAGGAGAAGGAGAAAGAAGCUAAAGAGUCAAAGGACAGCAAAAAGAAGAGCUCGAAGUCUGACUCCAAGGCCAGCAAAAAAUCCUCCGCAGAGAGCAAACCGCCAACUCCUCCUCCGGUUGAGGAAGAGGAAGCGGAACCGGUGAAAGCGCCAGCUGCCGACCCGCUCUUCGAUCUGCUUGACGAACCUGAACCAGAGCCGGUCUCAAGCGGUUGGGGGUUCUGGGGUUCAUCACUCAAGUCGACCAAGAAAACUUCACCCGUUUCGGCCACAAACGGUAAAAUUGACUCAGAUGAGACAGCCAAAGCGAAAGAGCUGGAACCCGAAGUGACAACCACGGAAAAGGGUUCCAAGAGUAAGACCAAAACUUCCUCCUCAACAGUUGCAGAUCGCAUCAAGUCCUUGCAGUCUGCUGCCGAGAGCUCGACGAAGCCAACUGCAAGCAGUAAGACCAAAAAGACAACGAGCAGCAGUUGGUUUUCAACGCCUGAUCCUAUGGAGGACGAGCCCGAGGAAGCUCCUUUUGAGGAAGUCCAACCUGAGCCAGAGGUAAUUGAGAAGGUGCCGACACCGCCUCCAGUCGUUGAAAAGAAGUCCAAGAAAUCUUCCAAGAAGGAGAAGAAAGAGGCGUCGCCUGCCCCUCCACCACAGCCACCAGCGCUGGAACCUGCCGAGGAAGAAGCGGCUGAGAAACCUCACUCGCCUUUACCUGGCGGCUUUCCCACUGACGAUCCAUUCGAUGAGAUCGAAGAGCCAGCGCCGGUGGUGGCGACGAAAUCUGCCUCUCCACCGCCAAAGUCAUCUUCGAAGGACAAGAAAUCAAAGUCGUCCUCAAAGAAGGAAUCGUCGAAAUCGAAGGCUACGCCCGUUGUCGAGGCCCCUGUCGAACCAGUGCCUGAUCUCUUCGACCCGGGUGAUAAUGACGAUGAUGAUGCUGCUGCAGUAGAAAGCGCGCCCGUUGUCAAGAAAGCUCCCACGCCGACGCCGCCACCGGAGGAGAAACUCAAGCCGUCGACACUCAAGAAGGAGCGCCCAAAGGUUGUUCGCGAUCAACAGUCCUCGUCGUGGGGAGUAUUCGCUGCAGCACCGCCUCUCGCAAAGAAGGCCCCUUCUAAAUCGGACGAAGUCGAUGUCUCGCCCCCCAAAGAGCGAUCCGCUGACCUUUCCCGAUCGAAAUCCUCACGCAAAGCUUCUGAGAAGGACCCGCUGGAGCGCGCAUCGAAGUCUUCAGGUUCUGAACAAGGUGGAAAGGGUCCAUCGCCCCCACGAUCAAAGGCGGCGCCGAGUGCGUCUCGUGGCUUCGCACUGUUCGGUGCAGCACCGACGCCUUCAAAGUCAAGAUCGACGCGCCCGCCAAUGUCGGCCAGCAAAUCCACCUCGCGACACAUCUCCGGUGCUGCCGAUGAAGGCCGACUACAGUCGCCGCCACCGCUUGAGGACCGAGAUAUGCCGGCUAAGAUCGCAAGACGCGAAGGCCUCGGUCGCUCUAAAUCAACUCGUGAGAAAUCUUCGCGCAGGGUUCCUGAUCCAUAUGCAAUCGAUCCAGAAGACACUAUAACUGCAGAGGGACCUGAAGACUCAGCCAAAGAUCUGGACGAGCCGCGUGAACGCCGUAAGCGGUCCAGCCGACCGAAGCGGGAGGCCACAUACAUGUCUGGUGGUCUCGGACCAUCCGAGGACGUGGGCAUGACCGAUGCGCCGCGUCGUUCCGAAGACGUUCGCGCUCCGUCAAAUGGCGACGACUUCGAAAAACCAUCGCUCGUCCGUCGGGCAACAUCCAGCGCCAGGAAGCCUGGAAUCAUGGGCGGCAUCCUUGGCGCAUUCUCCUCAAACAAGCCUGCCCCGCCUGAACGCCGCACGAGCAGACAAUACGAGAGUGAAAAUGACGCAUCUCGACGCAAACGUAGCUCUGCCAUCGAGGACGAUGCAAAGCGACUGCGUCGUGACGAGCGCAAGAUUGACCGUUCUCGCCGACCGACCGACCGUGACGGCUAUGCUAGCGCUGCGCCUGUAACCGAUGCCGAAGAUGCAGAUGCCGCUCGACGCCGCGAGCGCCAUGAACGUCGAGCUCGUGAGGCCGCUGAUGAAGAAGCUCGUACAGUUCGCCGCCGCGAGAAGGAGGAAUCUCGUGCAGUGCGACAGCGCGAGGACAAGGAACGCACAGCACGUGAAGAGGAGGAGCGCCAGCGGGAAGAGCGUCGCGCCCGCCGUGCCGAGAAGGAAGCUCGCCGCCAAGAAGAGGAGACUCGGUUGCGCGAGGAAGAACGCGAGCGGGAAGAGCGUCGUGAACGCCGACGUCGCGAACGAGAACGUCUACGUGCUGCUGAGGAGGCAACUGCCGCCAUGCGACCCAAGACCGACCGUCGUCGUUCACACGCUGCGGCACCCGCUGAUGUUGCUCGCGAGACCGAGGAUGAAGAAGCGCGACGCGCUCGCCGUGAAGAGCGUCGUAUGCGUCGUUCCAUGGCCGAGGAGCCUACACCCUCCGCCGCAGAUCAGAACCGUGAGCGUCGCCGCGCAUCCCGUCGCGCUUCAGAGUACAACGCCACAACGCCAUUUGUCGCGGCUAUGCGUCCCAAAGGCGGCGACAAGACCGCCUCAUGGGUAGCCGGUCUCGCGUCGUCACCACCACCCCCUCCGCCCGUUGAGGGCACCAUCAUCGACGCCCCCGUCCAUUUCGCGGCCAUGGCAAAUGGAGAAGACCCCGUCCCAGACCCAUACGACAACGAUCCCGCCACCACAGCGCGAGAGAUGCGCCGUCGACGAGCGGACGGCGCCCCUCGCUCUCGCCGCGACGAUCCUGGCAGUCAAGGCUCUUCUGGUGGUGGACAUCAUCGUCGCCAUCAAAGCUAUGCCGGACCUAGCAAUAGCUUGGGCUAUGGCGAUAUGAAUACCCGUGACGCGAGACCCGCCGCUGCGCCGCUCUCUGGUGCGAAAAAGGCCGGUGGAUGGUUUAAGAAGAUCACUGGACUGUGAUCGACUUUGAGUUGUCUUACGAGACUUCUGAUUGAAAUUGUUCAUCUCUGCACUUUAAUCGGCGUUUUGGGUUGUUGUCGGUGGAAGGAUGGGUCCCGAUUGGAAGGACUCGAUAUUUGAUCUUGCGCAUUUUGUUCCGGGUGAGAUACUCCCUCGGGAGGCAUUGGAUGAUACCCUGAUUGCUUUCCUGAUCGUUGCGAUUCCAAAUGCAUGCAUCGGAUGUCUCGCAGCUGGCUGCGGGACUCCAUAUCAAUUUUAUGAGAACGUGAUUAUUAUGGAUCUUUGAAAUAUACCUUCGAGUUUCAGUGCAGAUUGUAUC
Dissoconium aciculare CBS 342.82 is the source of this 5751-nucleotide messenger RNA. RefSeq lists its product as uncharacterized. Lineage: Eukaryota; Fungi; Ascomycota; Dothideomycetes; Mycosphaerellales; Dissoconiaceae. The coding region runs from base 366 to 5432 and encodes 1688 amino acids. The record is from RefSeq and is a predicted model, not a curated record. The transcript has a single exon.